Messenger RNA from Uranotaenia lowii, 3014 nucleotides. RefSeq names its product REST corepressor 1 (gene CoRest). The transcript has 10 exons. Gene Ontology annotation, molecular function: transcription corepressor activity. The record is from RefSeq and is a predicted model, not a curated record. Bases 228 to 2072 code for a protein of 614 amino acids. Gene Ontology annotation, cellular component: histone deacetylase complex; transcription regulator complex. Gene Ontology annotation, biological process: regulation of transcription by RNA polymerase II; negative regulation of DNA-templated transcription. Lineage: Eukaryota; Metazoa; Arthropoda; Insecta; Diptera; Culicidae.
CCAAGUCCAAACGGCCACUCGGCGGCAUCAGCUUCGCCCAGCAGCAGUUUCGAUCGGAACCGGUGCUACCACAGAAUCUAGCCUCGGAUGACGAAAGCUCUCGCAAAAAUGGAACCACGUCAAAGGGAACCAAGAAAAGUGAAUACGAAGAAAAAAUUCGAGUAGGGCGUGACUACCAAGCAGUAUGUCCAGAAAUCAUCCCUGCACCGGAACGUAAACCAGAACAAAUGGGAGAUCGGGCUCUGCUCGUCUGGUCACCGACUAAGGAAAUUCCGGAUGCCAAAUUGGAAGAGUACAUAGCAGUAGCCAAAGAAAAGUACGGAUACAACGGUGAGCAGGCGCUUGGUAUGUUGUUUUGGCAUAAACAUGAUUUAGAACGAGCCGUGUUGGAUUUGGCCAAUUUCACCCCUUUCCCGGACGAGUGGACCGUUGAGGACAAAGUGCUUUUCGAGCAAGCAUUUCAGUUCCAUGGUAAAAGUUUUCACCGAAUCCGACAGAUGCUACCGGACAAAUCGAUUGCCAGUCUGGUUAAGUUCUACUACUCUUGGAAGAAAACCCGCAGCCGAACCAGCGUAAUGGAUAGGCAGGAAAAGAUGAAAAAGAACGACAGCUCCGAGAAUGGUAGCGAUCACGGUAGCAACGAGGACUCGGACAACGACGAGAAGCCAUCCACAAGUGCCAGUGGCCCAAAUCCGAUAGCUACAAAUCAAGGCAAUGCUAAUCCAUCGACACAUUCUACCGCUACCAAUAAUGGGGCGAACCUAGCCCAACAAGUCAAUACGAAUGGAAUAGGCCAGAACGAAACUGGCGAUGUCAUUGGUGGUCCCAGUGAAAGUGAAUCUGGAGCCACUGCUGCUGCCACCAGUUCUGGAGCGCUGACCAACGGCGGAACGAUGGCCUCGGCAUCGCUUAACUGUACCGGAUGUGGCGUUACCUGCAGCGAGUUGAACUCAACACCGCUGGGUAAAUUGUGCGGCAGUUGCUACCAUCACUGGAGACGUACGGGUGUAUUGCGUCCUACUUCCGGUCCGAGUUUCAUGAACAAACGUGCUCGCAACGCGUCUCUUUUGGGCAAAUCCGGGGACAGUCACAAGCGAAGACCUCCGCGGGGUAUGUACAUUAACCACGACGACAUUGUAAAGUUGGCCAAUUCAGCCCAGAAUACUUCGACAACCACCGGUGGCACCGGUGUGAGCAACAGCAUCGGUGUCGGUAUCAAUGUCAGUCCCGUGACGGAUGCUUCCGCUCCCAAUGAUGAUUUGCUGGCUGGGAUGGAUAGGGAAAUUGUAUCGCUCUGGAGUCAAAUUCAACUUAACAAGCAAUGUGUGAGUGGCUUGAAGCGCAAGAUUGAACAACAAUCGACUAUUAUCGAUCGAGCCACAGAACCGCUUAUGGCGCGAGUCAACACUCGUUGGAACAAUGAGGAGCUUAUGCUUGCAGUCCAAGGUGUUCGAAAGUACGGGCGCGAUUUUCAGGCUAUAGCCGAUACUAUCGGUACCAAAUCCGAAACCCAACUACGCACGUUCUUUGUCAACUACCGACGUAAGUACAACCUGGACAAUGUUUUGAAAGAGUACGAAGAAGAGCAGAAAUUGCUGCAAGAACAGUUGAGCAACAAUAACAACAACAUCACCAACAGUAAUUCUAAAAAUGGCAAGGGAGAAGACUCGAUUACAUCAGUUAGCGAGCUGGACAGUGUCGAUGCUAGUUCCCAUAUUGGGGACAAAUCAGAACUCUUAGAAGAACACCGGAAGUCGAAUGCCAAGAAAAACAUCAGCUGUGAAAGUGAUGUCAUGGAGAUUGAACUGGUAGAUGAUGAGCUAGUGAACGGAAAGAAGUCCGACUUGGGGGAUGUCUUAGAUGGUUCAGCCAACACUGUAACCGGUUCCAGUGUUGCAUCUACUUCUUCCCUUCCGACUGGUUCGGUAACGGCUACCUCAGCAACCGGAAUGCCUGCCUCUAGUGCUGCCGGAACGGACGGUGGAACACCGAUGGAAGUUGACGAACACUCGACCAGCUCAAGUGCGAAACUGUCCGAUUCCAGCAGCAACAGUACGAUUAUCAUCAAGUAAUUUUAUUCCCUGACUAUUCAAGUUUUGCUUUAUGUAUCCGUCUGUGUAACAACACUAGAAUUUUUUUCCCGGUACCAAUCAGUGAUGAAUUCACCACACACUGGUUCGUGAGCACCGAUUUGUCUCUUAGUUGAUAGACGUCGUAUUAUUUCCAACAUUCAUAGGAAAAUUUUUGACCACCGAAUGCUAGCGUUUUAUCCGAAAAAGUAAGGUCGAAAAUUGUUUCCACUACAAGCUGCCUUUACAUUUCACAACUUAGUUUUUACAACUAUCACAAUAUCACAUUACCAAAAUAUUUAAAUUAUUUUAGAUUCUUGUCAUACAUUUUGUUUUUCACUUCCAUGAAUUCAAACUAUUAUUUAACCCCAGACAGAGAGAGCAGGGUACAUUGAUGCAGAGAAUUUUGUUAGAAACUCAAAACAAAAAUUAGCUAGGAGAAACGGAGAAAAAUAAACAGAACUAACAUAGGAAACCUGAAAAGUUCAGUCGUUCAAAAUGCUGGCUAUACUUAAAUACACAUAUGAAAAUAAAAUUCUCAAACAAUAUAAGCUUACAGAGGGCCCUUAACAAUUGCAGGUUACAUCAAUAGCGAAAAACAGAAAUCCAUAUACCGCAAAACGGUUGUUUUAUCGAUUUAGUAAAACAGCAAAUGAUGAAAAACAAUAAAACACAAAAUAUGGUUACAAAACAAAAGUUACAGAAAAAAAACGGAAACAUGUUUUUGCGCUACUUUCACGCAUGGUGAAAUAUUAUUAUAUUGACACUUCGAAAGAUGAUUAUUUAAUAACGACUAUUAUUAUUACUAAAGUAUAGUAGGACCACGUCAUUUGAAAUUGGAAACACAAAUUCUUUGAACUGGAAAAAAAGAAACAAAAAUACCAUCAAAAAAAUCUUGAUAUCGCAAUCUUUGAGUUAAUACAUAGACGAUUUAAAUCUUCAGAA